UUUUUCAUUAUCACACAUCAGCAUCACUUUUCUGCAUUUCACCGUUAACUUAAUCAGCAUGACAUACGACACUGGAUCGAAUAUGGACUAUUACGGUCUAAAGGAUGCAAACAGGUCGGUUAGCAGCGACUUCCUGUCCGAUGGAAAUUGGCCAAACAAUGACGACACUCUCCGUGGCGCGAGCAAUGGUCAGAGCACGCCAGACUACUCUAUCAAGCUCACACCUUCGGCAGCACGCCCUGAGCGGCAGUUCCCGCUUCGAUUCCCUAGCAUCCCGCACACCGACGUCGAUGUGUCACAUAUUCCUACGACAAAGUACACAUUUGCGCUCAAGCUCCUGCGCAUGGUGAACACGGGGAUCAGUGCGCUCCUAAUAAGCGUCAUUCUGGCCAUGGAAAUAUACAUGCUGCUCAACCAGCGGGGCGUAAUCAUCAUCCCGCUGUUCGUGUGCCGGCUCAUCCUUGUGGGCGCGCUGGUGGUCCUGGUCCUCUGCGACUGGGCGGUGCUGCCAAAGAUGUUUUAUUUUUUCCCAAUGUACGACGACAACCGCAGCUGGAAGGGGCUCGGGUUCAGCCAGAUCGUCGUAGCGUUUUUUGUGCUUGGUGACUCAACGCUGGUCGGGAUGCAGAGCGACGAAGGAAGGUUCGCCAAGGUGCUGUUCCCGUGCGCGGUCACUUUCGGGUGCCUGAUGGUUGGCGUUGGGAUCACGUACUUUGUCGCCGGUGUUAUUGGCGGGGCUCGGCUCAAGGUCGAUCGCAAGGAGCGCAAGGUGUUUGCCACCGGCAUGGAAGCUUAGAUUGGCC
Linderina pennispora is the source of this 803-nucleotide messenger RNA. RefSeq lists its product as uncharacterized. The record is from RefSeq and is a predicted model, not a curated record. The transcript has 2 exons. Bases 59 to 796 code for a protein of 245 amino acids. NCBI's taxonomy places the organism in Eukaryota, Fungi, Kickxellomycota, Kickxellomycetes, Kickxellales, Kickxellaceae.